Molecule: messenger RNA, 1021 nt
Organism: Carassius auratus (goldfish)
Lineage: Eukaryota; Metazoa; Chordata; Actinopteri; Cypriniformes; Cyprinidae
Product: retinol dehydrogenase 8-like
Exons: 6
Coding region: 7-948 (313 amino acids)
Biological process (GO): estrogen biosynthetic process
Cellular component (GO): cytoplasm; cytosol
Molecular function (GO): estradiol 17-beta-dehydrogenase [NAD(P)+] activity
Source: RefSeq, a predicted model, not a curated record
CAUUGAAUGAAAGUUAUGGGGACGCGAAAAGUUUUGGUGACAGGAUGCUCCUCUGGAAUUGGUUUGGCGGUGGCUGUCCGUCUAGCAAAAGAUGAAUUAAAGCGCUUCAAGGUAGUGGCCACUAUGAGGGACCUGGAUAGGAGAGAAUCUCUGGAGAGAGCAGCUGGAGAAAGCCUCAACAGAUCCCUGGAGAUCCGACAGCUGGAUGCCACCUGUGAGGACUCCAUCAGAGAGUGUGUCAACAGCUUGUCAGAUCGACGAGUGGAUGUGUUAGUGAAUAAUGCUGGUGUGGGUAUGAUUGGUCCUUUGGAGUGUCAGAGUGUAAGUGAUAUGCAGGAUCUCUUCAACACUAACUUCUUUGGCCUGGUGAGAUUGGUGAAGGAACUGCUGCCUGACAUGAAGCAGCGUCAGAGUGGACACAUCGUAGUGAUGAGCAGCGUCAUGGGCAUCCAGGGACUACUUUUCAAUGAUGUAUAUGCUGCCUCUAAGUUUGCUGUAGAGGGGUUUUGUGAGAGUCUUGCUGUGCAAGCUAUGAAGUUUAAUAUCAAGAUGACGUUAGUGGAGCCAGGCCCAGUUGUAACAGAGUUUGAGAAGAAAGUGUAUGAAGAGGCAGAGAAGAUGGAUCUGUCAGAGACUGAUGAGGAAACGGCUCGCAUCUUCCGUCAGAUCUACCUGCCAUAUUCACGUAAAAUUUUUAACUCCAUCGGGCAGACACCUGAGGAUGUGGCAGAGCAAACUCUCCAGCUGAUUGGGUCCAAGAAUCCUCCAUUUCGUCAUCAGACCAAUCGUUUGUACAUGCCACUGACUGCCAUGAAGCAUGCUGACCCUACAGGGCAACUACCCAUAGAUGCAUUCUAUAAAAUGAUCUUCCAGCAUGACCGUAUGUUCAAUGCUACUCUGAGUAUUCUACGCAUACUUCACAGGAGAAUGGGUCAAGGUGCUGGCUAAAAAGCUCUCAGAGGAUUUUGAUGGAGAAAACCAAUUCAGAAACAUCCCAGGGACCAUUUCAUGGCCCAAAAAU